This is a messenger RNA of Chrysochloris asiatica (Cape golden mole), 960 nucleotides long. RefSeq names its product retinol dehydrogenase 5 (11-cis/9-cis) (gene RDH5). The record is from RefSeq and is a predicted model, not a curated record. Lineage: Eukaryota; Metazoa; Chordata; Mammalia; Afrosoricida; Chrysochloridae.
AUGGCAGGUCACUUGAGUGCCAGCACGUGGCUUUCUCUGCUGCUGUGUGCCUUGCUCUGGGGAGUGCUGCGGUUGCUUCCAGACUGGCAGAGCCUGCCCCCAAGCGAUGCCUUCAUCUUCAUCACCGGCUGUGACUCAGGUUUCAGGCGGCUUCUGGCACUACAACUGGACCAGCAGGGCUUCUGAGUCCUGGCCAGCUGCCUAACCCCCUCAGAGACUGAGGACCUACAGACGGUGGCCUUCUCCCGCCUCCACAACAUUCUGCUGGAUGUUACUGAACCUCAUGUCCUGUGGGCAGCCAAGUGGGUAAAGACACAGGUUGGAGAAGCAGGGCCAUUGGAUGCCUCACCUAUCCUGUGUUGUCUGAAAAAUGCUGGUGUGGCUGGUAUUAUUGGACCCACACCAUGGCUGACAUGGCAUGAUUUCCACUGGGCGCUGAGUGUGAACAUCCUGGUUCCCAUCAGGGUCACCCUUGCCCUGCUGCCUGUGACACAGGCCUGUGGCUGGGUGUUCUACAUCACCAGCAUCCUGAGCCGCCUGGCAGCCAAUGGUGAUGACUACUGUGUCUCCAAGUUUGGCCUGGAGGCCUUCUCGGACAGCGGACAGUGAGAUGUGACUCCUUUUGGCGUGGAUGUGGAGCCUGGCUUCUUUAGAACCACUGUAACUAGCCUGGAUUUGGAGGCUGCCCUGAAGGCCUGCUGGAUGCGAAUGCCUUCUGCCACAAAGGCCUACUAUGGAGAGGCCUUCCUUACGAAGUUCCUCAAAGUACAGCAGUGUAUCAUGAACAUGCUUUGUGAACCGGACCUAACCAAGGUGAGCAAGUGCCUGAAGCAUGCGGCUGCCCGUCACCCCCAAACCCGCUACAGCCCAGGUUGGGACGCCAAGCUACUGUGGCUGCCAACCACUUAAGUGGACACUGUGCUCACCUGGGUCCUUCCCAAGCCUGCCCAGGCAGUUUAA